AUGGUUCUGCCCACAUUCGUUCUUUCGGCUGCUCUGGCCACAUCUGUUGCAGCCUACGAUACCCUCCUCAACUUUCACGGUGCCCCCGAAGUCGAAACCCGCAGUAUUGAUGAGAUUCACAAGGCUGCUGUCGCUGAAGGUGGUGUCGUUACUCUUUGGCACGGAGGUGAUGAGAAGACUCAACAGGACGCUCUGAAGGAAGCUUUCGAGAAGCGCUUCCCCGGAAUGACCCUUAACCUCACCGUCGACAUCUCCAAAUAUAUCGACGGCGACAUCGACCGCCAGCUGUCGCAAGGCAACGUUUACGUUGACAGCGAAGGUGCUUUGCUGCGGUACAAGCCGUUGGACUUUGACAAGAUCCACCCUGGCUUCCGUGAUGUAUGGGCUUCGUGGUAUGCGGUUGUUGUGUUUGGUUGGACCAACAUCUGGAACACCGAAAAGGUUUCCGAAGGCCCCGUCGAGUACUCGGAUUUCUUGAAGCCUGAGUACAAGGACAAGUUGGUCUUUACCUACCCGAAUGACGAUGAUGCCGUUCUUUAUGCAUUCGACCUGGCUAUGCAGCAGAACGGGUACAGCUGGUUCGAGAACCUCCUCGCCCAAAACCCUCGUUGGGUCCGCGGCACUGCUACCCCGACCACCGUCAUGGGUCAGGCCAACAACUCAUACGCCGUUACCUUCACCGGCGCUCUCGGACUAGCACCCACUGCUCCUUUCAAUGUUUCUAUCCCUAAGAAUGGCUUCUUCGUCACCUGGGGCCAGCGCGCUGCGAUUCUCAAGGACGCCCCCCACAAGGAGGGAGCAAAGCUUCUUCACAACUUCUUGCUCAGCGAGGAGUAUCAGAGCCCCAACAACACCGGCAUGUGGAGCGUCCGCAAGGACAUUCCUGCCCCCGCUGGCUUCCCGGAACUGAUGGACGUCAACUCUACGAACCCCAUUGACUUUGAGCGUUUCAUGGCGGAUCGUGAGCGUGUUGAGAGACUGAAGCUUUUCUUCGAGAGCAAGAUUGGCUCCGCCCAAGGACUCAGCCCCUUGGUUGACGACUUGUAA
Messenger RNA from Colletotrichum scovillei, 1047 nucleotides. RefSeq names its product ABC transporter. The transcript has 3 exons. NCBI's taxonomy places the organism in Eukaryota, Fungi, Ascomycota, Sordariomycetes, Glomerellales, Glomerellaceae. Bases 1 to 1047 code for a protein of 348 amino acids. The record is from RefSeq and is a predicted model, not a curated record.